AUGUAUGUAAUUAAUACAAUCCCAUUUAAAUAUCUUGAUUUGAUUGAUCUUCAAAUCAAUCAUUUUUAUUAUUCAAUCUUAAUGUCCUAUCCUGUGAAAAACUCAGAUAUUGAAGGCCAGCACAUUCUUUUUCAAGUUACGCCUGUUCAACUAAGCAAACUUCGGGUUUUAUUGGCUGUUGUGUUCUCAAUUUGUUCUGCUUUUGUUUUCGCCUUAGCUCUGAGAUAUUCCAGAAAAUUUUACAAUGCCUUUCUCUUUACUCAAUGUCAGGAAGAAUCAGUCGCAACUCAUUACUAAAUAGAAACAGUUUAAGGUGAAUAAUUUGUGUGUGCCAAAAAAUUUAUCGACAAUAAACCAUAUUUCCUCUUCAGAAUGCUUAAGUACAGAUUUAAUGAAUAAUCGAAAAGUUACGAGCCCAUUGAAUUUGAUGCAAAAGAAAAAGUUAUCUCUGAAAUUGUAUAAUCAAGAAAUACACUUUCUAGAGACCUUAAAAAUUAAUAUUUUGGAACAUGUUAACUUAAGAUCCCAAUAGAAUCUAUAUUCAUCUAUUCUUUGCAUGCAUUUACAGGUCCAUUCAAUAUUUUAUAAUAUUUUGCUGUUGCAAUAUGGUUUGCAGAGAAAACAGUACUUCAACCUGUCCUGAUCUUGAUUUUCACGGUUUUAACAGUCUAUUUGAAUUACUUUUUGUAUGUUAGAUCAAGAAGAAGAUUAUAAUAAUUGGCUAAUAUACAUUAAGAAGUAUCAAUUAAAGAAAAUGAUUAAAUUAAAGUGAUUAAUGGAGCUGAUCUUUUACCUGGUGAUUUACUCAUCCUUAAAGAUAAUCAAACAUUAAAUUGUGAUUGUGCUAUCAUUUAAGGUGAUGUUAUUGUUAAUGAAGCCACUUUAACUGGUGAAGGUAUUCCUAUUCCUAAAUCUGCAUUACCUAAUCAAAAUUCUCUUUUUGAACUUGAAAAAAUGUCUUAACAUUGUUUAUUUGAAGGAACUAAAUUAAUUUAAGUUAACAAUGCUUAGCAAAAUAUAGCCAUUGUACUAAGAACUGGUUUCACAUCCCUUAGAGGUUAAUAUUUUAGAAAUGUACUAUUUCCUGAAUCUCCAUCAAUGAGAUUUUACAUCCAAGCUGCUAAAUUCAUUCUUGAAAUAGCAUUUAUUAUUGCAGUUGUAUAUGGAUUCCUAUUGAUUGAAUACAUUCCAAUGGAAUUCAAAUCAAGUCUUUUAGUAUUGAGAUUCUUGGAUAAUAUAGUUUGGUCAAUUCCACCAUCAAUGCCUAUUUUCUUCUAAAUUUGCAAGACUGCAAGUUUGGUUAGACUUGAAGCUAAAGGAGUUAUUGGAAAUAAUGCUGAUAAAGUAGAAUCAGCUGGUAGAAUUGAUACUUGUUGUUUUGAUAAAACAGGAACUCUUACUACUUUAGGAUUUAAGGCAAUUAAAGCAUUUCCAGAAGAAGAAAAACCUAUUUUAGAUGCUAUUAUGGGUUGUUGUCAUCAUUUAAUUAAAAUAAAUGGUUAAUUAUUAGGAGAUCCAUUAGAAAUUGAAAUGCUUAAUUUUGUAGGUUGGCAAUGUAACUUCAAUAAUAAUCCAUUAACAAUUGAUGGAAAUGGAAAAACCUAUAUUAUUCAUAAGAUAUUUGACUUUAGUUCAUCAAAAUCAAUGAUGAGUGUUAUUGUAACAGAUGGAUCUAAAUACUAUUUAUAUGCAAAAGGUUCUCCUGAAUCAAUUAAUUCAAUAUCAAUCAAGAAAAGAGAUGAUUUAAUUGAGGAAUUCAAUUUGAAUGCUAUUAAAGGUUAUAGAGUCCUAGGAUUAGCUUACAAAGAAUUAUAAUCAAAUUAGAUUGAUUAAUAAAGAGAGUAAUUAGAAUCAUAAUUGAACUUUGUUGGUCUGUUAGUUAUGGAGAACCCAUUAAAAUCAGAUACAAAUGAAAUCAUUACAACUUUAAAAGAAUCAGGAUUAGAUAUUAAAGUAAUAUCAGGAGAUAAUCCUUUGACAACUAUUUAAUGUGGAAAGUUAGCUGGUAUUAUUAAUUCAGAUAAUGAAAUUACAUUUUUAGAUUAUAAUUAAUAAAAUUAAGAAAUUAUACUUUAAUAUUAAUAACCAAAUAGUAUUUAAGAAUUAGAAUCAUUUAUAUAGACUCAAUAAGAAUUAGCUUUAACUGGCAAAUUUUUAGAAUUUAUGACAAAUAAAGGCAAUUUCUUAGUAGAGCCUAAGAAUUCAGCAAAUACUGUUGGUAAAUCUUAAAGCAAGGAAAAGAUAUUUACUGAAAUUAAUCAAAUUGAUAUUGACGACGGAUCUUUUGGACAAUUGACUAUCUCUAUUAUUAAGAAAACUAAGGUAUUUGCUCGUUAAAAACCUGAAUAAAAGAAAUUAAUUAUUCAAAUAAUUCAAAGUUUUGGAAGAUAAGUAUUAAUGUGUGGAGAUGGUGCUAAUGAUUGUUCAGCUAUCUCAUAAGCUUAAGUUGGAAUUUCAUUUAGUGAAGCUGAUGCCUCAUAUACUGCUCCUUUCAGUAGUAAAUCUACUUCAUUAGAUUGUGUUGUUAAAGUACUAUUAUAAGGCAAAGCAGCUACCAUGACUAUUAUUGAAGUCUUUUAAUAUUAAAUCAGUGUUAAUACAUUGAAAUUUGUAGCUGUACUCUUUACCUUUUUAGAAGCAGAAACCUUUGCAGAUUUUCAAUUUACUUAUACAAGCAUUAUAUCAAAUAUUCCCUUAUUAAUAUUUUUAUGUUUAUCUGGUCCUUGUGAUACAUUAGCUAAAUAUAAUCCAUUAGAUGAUUAAUUUGCUAUUUAUAAUCCAAAUUUAAAUAUUUAAUAAUUUUAAAUUUGGGGAGUAGCAGGAUUGAUUGUCAAUUAUUUCAUUUCAACAGCAGUUAGAGAUGUUCAUACAUGUGAAAUAGAUGAACCAAUUGAUAAUUGUAUUCCAAAACCAAUAGAAGAAUUAAAAAAAUCUGGAGAUAUUUAAUCAGUAAUGUUUAUGAGUUUGAUGUUCUUCUUUAUGACAUUUGCAAUCAACUUAUACAUUUCCAAUCCUUUCAAAUAAAGAUACUAUAGAAACUACCUAUUACUUUUAUGGACAAUAUUAGGUUUUAUUCUAUUCUUUGUUUCUGCUAUCUUUCCAAAAGGAGGAAAAUGGGCUAAAUUGAUUAAUGUCAAUGAUAAUGCAUUCAAAGGGUAUAAUUGGAUCAUGAUAGCUGUUGUUGUAAUAGCCGCCUUGUUAGGGUUUAUUACUUAAGCUAUUUUACAAAAAUAUCUUCCUUCAAAAAAGAAAAUUGAAUUUUGA
This is a messenger RNA of Paramecium tetraurelia, 3264 nucleotides long. RefSeq lists its product as uncharacterized. Lineage: Eukaryota; Ciliophora; Oligohymenophorea; Peniculida; Parameciidae. The transcript is spliced from 7 exons. The record is from RefSeq and is a predicted model, not a curated record. Gene Ontology annotation, cellular component: membrane. Gene Ontology annotation, molecular function: P-type transmembrane transporter activity; ATP binding; ATP hydrolysis activity.